Messenger RNA from Phytophthora sojae, 567 nucleotides. RefSeq lists its product as hypothetical. The coding region runs from base 1 to 567 and encodes 188 amino acids. The record is from RefSeq and is a predicted model, not a curated record. The transcript has a single exon. NCBI's taxonomy places the organism in Eukaryota, Oomycota, Peronosporomycetes, Peronosporales, Peronosporaceae.
AUGGACCUCAAAGAUGUUCCGUUCGAUGUGCCGAUCAUCCUCCACUCGACCCACAAGCACAAGAACCUGCAGAACCCAGUUGGCUCCAAGAUGGCUUGGUGUCUGGCGGACAACCGCGACGUGUACGAGCAGCUCGUGCUUCGCCACAUUGACGACGACAAGGUCGCCAUCCAGUCGGUCCGCGAUGACCGCUUCCUCCAGGUCCGCCCCAACGGCGACUGCGUGUUCGACUCCACUCGUCUCGACGACUGCGAUCUGUUCACCAUGGAGACCGACAGCGCCUGCUUCAUCUACUUCGUCUCCUGCUUCACGGGCAACGUGCUACAGUGCGAGGGUGAUGACACCGUCAGAUGCGUGAACAAGAACCGUCUCGAGUGUGAGGCCUGGACUAUCCUGAAGCCCUGCACCGCCGACCCAGCUCCCGGCCAUUGGUGCGGUGGACAAGACCGCCAGCGGCUCAUCCUGGACCUGGCCAAAGGUGGCAAGUCGCCCGACGAGAUGGAGCAGAUCGUGACGAGGCUGGUGGGUGUACGCUCGACGCUCGCCAUUCCCCUCGACCGGCAGUAA